CAUGGCGCUCAGCUUCUGAUGUCACCUCAAACUUAUUAGCAAAUAUCAGACUAGAACUAACGAUGAUGGCAGCCGAAUUGUUUGGCAUCUCUGUUGCACGUUCAAGUUCUCUGGCUUUGAGGACAGCGUGAGGAAAUAUCCAACAGCCAAACGAUUAAUUUACUCCGCCUUCCGACCAAUCAUCAGAAGAACCAUAAUGGGCAAUAGCGUGCUUCUCGCAGCGCUCUGGCUAGUGCCUUCCUCUAUGGCUGUUUUCAAGUCAGUAUUCCAAGUCGGACCAACGUUGGACGAGCUGACGUUCCACAGCCCAGAUGAGCUUCCACGAUUGCCAUCGCCGGUCUUGAACAAUACAAUGAUGAACAUCACGUUCUCAGAUCCACGCACGGCAGAAUGUGGUCGUUCUCCAGACAUGUCAAGCGAAGCUGCCACAAUCAUCGUCCGCAUCGGUGGCUACGAUGAACCAGUCUGCAUGGAUCUUGACGAAGUAUUCAUGAACCCAAACAUAACUUAUGCACUACCAAGUGAUCCUCCUGCUUCGGCAAUGCAAUUCGAUGGCGUGAGGUACAGCUUGCUCAACUCCUCGGGCAGUGAGGCGCCAUCAUGGUCUCCCAACUCCUUCAACUACAGUCAAAUCUUUUACACGCAACGACGUGCGGAUCCAAAUCAACAAGAUACUGAUUCGGAGAGACUUGGAAAUCUAUGGCUGCGCGUCUUCAGCGAACCCGGCUGCCCUGGAAACGGUACCAACGAGAAUGCUGGCAACUGGUACUCGUGGAACUGCGAAAAUGAGGCUGGACUUUGCAGUACGCUGCCCUUCAGUGCCAAGAGCAUACUGGUAUCAAGUCUCGAAUACGGCCAACAUCCUGGUGAUAAAGGUGGCUGCGUCAAUGCUGUCAUGUCUAACAAGGGUGUCAAUGGGGCUGCGAGCGUGAGUAGUCGUGUGGGACUUACGGUUAUGGUAUCCGCAGCUGUCGCGGUCUUGUUGGCUGUUUAGCUGGAGGCAAAGUCAAGAGACAAUAACACCGGGCUUUGAAGAGAUUGCCGAUCUUUUCUUCCACAGUGUAAAUUAGAGCUACGUCGUCAGAAUUUAUCAAUACAGAUACUGAUAGCAGCGGCACUGCUGUGCAUGUUCUGAAAAGUACUACAAACCACUCUACGGCAUCCAUAU
Molecule: messenger RNA, 1168 nt
Organism: Cercospora beticola
Lineage: Eukaryota; Fungi; Ascomycota; Dothideomycetes; Mycosphaerellales; Mycosphaerellaceae
Source: RefSeq, a predicted model, not a curated record